Molecule: messenger RNA, 1080 nt
Organism: Lycium ferocissimum
Lineage: Eukaryota; Viridiplantae; Streptophyta; Magnoliopsida; Solanales; Solanaceae
Product: WAT1-related protein At1g09380-like
Exons: 2
Coding region: 1-1080 (359 amino acids)
Cellular component (GO): plasma membrane
Molecular function (GO): transmembrane transporter activity
Source: RefSeq, a predicted model, not a curated record
AUGGCUUGGCUACCUGCAUUGUUAAUGACAAUGAUACAAAUUGGAUUCGCAGGUAUGAACCUGCUCUCCAAAAUGGCAAUGAACACUGGCAUGAACCCCUUUGUUCAUGUGGCAUAUCGGCAGAUAUUCGCUGCACUGAUUAUGUGCCCUAUUGCUUAUUUCAGAGAGAGAAAUACUAGACCUACCAUGACACGCUCAACAUUUUUCAAAAUUUUCAUGUGUUCUAUUUUUGGGGGAUCGACGAACCAAAUUACGUAUAUUGUUGGCCUACAGUAUUGCAAUCCCACCGUUGCAUCUGCUUUAACAAACUUAAUGCCUGCAUUCACUUUUCUCCUUGUUGUCAUUAGUGGACACGAGAGAGUCAAAUUUACAAAUGUAGGGAUAGCCAAAGUGCUCGGUACUCUAAUAAGCAUAGGAGGUGCCGUGAUUCUGUCGGUUUACCAUGGUUCAGUAGUCCCUAUUGGCCAACCGAAGAUUAAUUGGAAACUUUUAGAGGACAUCACACACAACAAAAGCAAUACUUGCACCAACAAUAAGUACUUAGGCCCUCUGCUCGUCAUGGUGAGUGCUCUGUCUUGGUCAAUAUGGUCAAUAAUCCAGGCACAAGUUAAUCGUGAGUAUGCAGCCACCUAUUCAAGCACAGCUUUGAUGUGCUUCAUGGCCAGCUGUAUAUGUUUGGUCAUUGGGUUUUGCGUUGACCACGACCAAUCUGACUGGUCAUUGAUGAGCAGUGGCGUUAGAGUUAUCUCUGCUACUUAUUCGGGAGUUUUCUGCUCGGCUCUAUCUUACUUCGUGAUGAGUUGGUGCAUUCGGAGGAAGGGACCUUUUUUCGUGUCCAUAUUUAACCCUUUACCUAUAAUCAUUGUUUCCGUACUCAGCUGGCUUCUACUUGGAGAAAAAAUAUACACGGGAACGAUUAUAGGAUCUACCUUGAUUAUUUUGGGACUGCUUAUGGUGUUGUGGGGUAAUUGGGUGGAGUCAGAGCAAGAAAGAGCAUUGAUAAAUUCGGGCUCCAAAAAAGAAAUGGCCGUGGAAAAUUUGGAGAGUCAGCAAGAAAAUUUGAACAAUUCUAAAAUUUAA